Messenger RNA from Debaryomyces fabryi, 240 nucleotides. RefSeq lists its product as uncharacterized. The transcript has a single exon. The record is from RefSeq and is a predicted model, not a curated record. Lineage: Eukaryota; Fungi; Ascomycota; Pichiomycetes; Serinales; Debaryomycetaceae. Bases 1 to 240 code for a protein of 79 amino acids.
AUGGACGCGAUGACUUACAUAGUUAGUGUAAGCUUGAACUACACAUUGAAGAGUGCCAGAAGUGGAAACAGCAAGCUGAUAUUACUAGAAAACGAUAAGUACCUCAAAGCUUUGAAAGAGUUUAAGAUCAAGUCUAUCCACUGGUCGAUCAAAUUUUUUGAAGACAAGCAAAUGGAUAUGACCAGAAACUUCCAUCAAAUGUUCAUUUCUAGGUUAGUUAAAGUGCGGAAGGAAGAUUAA